Messenger RNA from Trichoderma harzianum CBS 226.95, 825 nucleotides. RefSeq lists its product as hypothetical. The transcript has a single exon. The coding region runs from base 82 to 645 and encodes 187 amino acids. The record is from RefSeq and is a predicted model, not a curated record. Lineage: Eukaryota; Fungi; Ascomycota; Sordariomycetes; Hypocreales; Hypocreaceae.
UGAAGCCUGGCUGGGAAUAUAGCUCAAGAGAGAUGAAGACGUCCAUGACACUCGGGCUACGGUCCAACCAUUGGAUGGGAGAUGCUAUCAACCACAUGUCCCGGGAGCCACAAUCUUGCACCUAGGCACCGGAAGCUGCUUAUGAAACAACAGAGCAACGCUUCGAAAUGCAGCACAAACUUAAUCGGAUAUUGUGCUCGACUCUUCGCCGGUGCAUUCAUUUCUCCGAGCAAAUUCGGGAAAUUCCCUUCCUCCCGGCACUCCGUCUUAUUUGACGGAAGAUGCCGUUCGACGGCAUAUUCCAUUUCGGCUUGCGGCUCUGACCUGCGUCAGCUUCAGACAAAACAAAUCCGAAGUCCAAAGGCUGAUGGCAGCAUGCUGGCUAUUCGGGUAAAGACAGCCGAGGUACAGCGUAUUACCACACCGCUUCCUCUUUUGCUGGCAUUUUUGGUGGCAUCUCACAUUACUGAGCUCGAGGGUGUAAUGUCGGUGAUUAUCGGCCUUUUACAAAGAGAGGAGAUUACUCUAGGCGUGAUAGCUCCUCUCAAGAGAGCAAUACUGGGGAGGGAGAUUGUCAAAAGCCCAACGCCCCUUAGAGAGCAUCGCAAAAGAGCCCCAACUUCUUCCGCGAAACAAAUCUUGUGAGAUGAAGGAACAAUAGAGAUUAAAAGCUGCAAUCAGGUAUCACUAUGACAGAUCCUGAUAGACAUAGACAAAUAAAUAUGAAUAGAUUCAAGUUUUGUAUUCCACACGCUGUGAUAAUGCCUAUACCCAAAUGAAGCGCACCCUAGAACAGCCAUAUGAAGGCUACGAAAGAAAGUAUAU